CCACAGCGAAUUCUUUUUUCUAAUUUCAAAAUUUCAUUCUGACAAAAGCCAUAGCGUUUUGAAAAAACAAAAUACGUUCAUUGCAUCAUUCCCUUCGCGGUUAUAUCGUUCUUAUGAAAUUGUCUUGGCAAUUUAUCUCCGCGUUAUAAUCAAAUUUACUCGGAAGUAAGUGUUAAGUGCCGUAUGUCAGUGUAAAGUGACGUGUAAAAUAAGUAAUCAGGUCAAAGACCUUUGCUUCGGUUAGCUUUUAAGAAAAUUCACCACGCUGCGCAGAUCCGUGAUCAAAGUCAUGAAGAUCAAACUGCCGCGAGACCGUUUCCCGUCCACAUCAUCAACUGACGAGAACGAAAGCGGCGCCGAAUGGGACACGCUGGUGGCGCCGCCCCCGCGCCCCGCGUACAUCCACCACCCGCCGCCGCCGCAGGCCGUCGUCGGCGGCGCCGUGCGCAAGCGCCGUGGCAACCUGCCUAAGCACGCCGUCAAGAUACUAAAGAGCGGCGCCGAAUGGGACACGCUGGUGGCGCCGCCCCCGCGCCCCGCGUACAUCCACCACCCGCCGCCGCCGCAGGCCGUCGUCGGCGGCGCCGUGCGCAAGCGCCGUGACGAGAACGAAAGCGGCGCCGAAUGGGACACGCUGGUGGCGCCGCCCCCGCGCCCCGCGUACAUCCACCACCCGCCGCCGCCACAGGCCGUCGUCGGCGGCGCCGUGCGCAAGCGCCGCGGCAACCUGCCUAAGCACGCCGUCAAGAUACUAAAGAGAUGGCUGUACGAGCACCGAUACAACGCGUACCCCAGCGACGCUGAGAAGCUGACGCUGAGCCAGGAGGCGAACCUGACCGUUUUGCAAGUAUGCAACUGGUUCAUAAACGCCCGCCGUCGCAUCCUUCCCGAGAUGAUCCGCCGCGAGGGCCACGACCCCCUCCACUACACCAUCUCGCGCCGCGGCCGCAAGCAGAGCUCCGCCAUGAUGGCCCCGCCCGGCCAGCAUCUGCAGGGCUAUGGCCAGAUGGGCAUGGGGAUGAACAUGGGCAACAUGACUAUAGGGAGCGUGGCGUCCACGUCGGGCGUCGUCGUGUGGGAUGGCAUCGGGAUCGAUUCGCGCCGCGGCCGCAAGCCGAGCUCCGCCAUGAUGGCCCCGCCCGGCCAGCACCUGCAGGGCUACGGCCAGAUGGGUAUGGGGAUGAACAUGGGAAACAUGGCUAUAGGGAGCGUGGCGUCCACGUCGGGCGUCGUCGUGUGGGAUGGCAUCGGGAUUGAUGCCAAUACCGAUCACAACCGUAGCCACGUGUACGGCGACGGUCUCCUGGUCUACCGGAGCGACGGAGACGAGCUGGUCGAGGAGUACUCCAGCAUCAGUGAGGAAGAAGUCAAGUACGACCCGUCCGUGUGGCAGUCUGUCAUCAGCUGCUCCAGCGAGAGGCUUCAGGAUGACAGAGAAGUGAGUUAUCUCUGUCUCGCACUAUACGAGCUGGUCGAGUACUCCAGCAUCAGCGAGGAAGAAGUCAAGUACGACCCGUCCGUGUGGCAGUCUCUCAUCAGCUGCUCCAGCGAUUGGCUUCCGGAUGACAGAGACACCGGUGCCGUCGUAACAGUGUCCACAUCGGAAGAGAUCGACGUGGUCGGCAACUCUAAGCUGGACGCCGGUGGCUGGCACCCGCAGCUGGCGCACCUGCCGCAGCUGCCGCACCCGCUCCGCCGUGUGCAGGUGGUGCCGGCUGAGAGAGAGGGGGACAGCGACAAGUUCAAGUGUCUCUAUCUCCUCGUGGAGACUGCCGUCGCCGUACGUCAGAGGGAGAAGGAACAAGAAGAUCUCAUCGGUUAAAAUUGCGU
Molecule: messenger RNA, 1830 nt
Organism: Cydia fagiglandana
Lineage: Eukaryota; Metazoa; Arthropoda; Insecta; Lepidoptera; Tortricidae
Exons: 11
Coding region: 290-1822 (510 amino acids)
Biological process (GO): regulation of transcription by RNA polymerase II
Molecular function (GO): RNA polymerase II cis-regulatory region sequence-specific DNA binding
Source: RefSeq, a predicted model, not a curated record